This is a messenger RNA of Lactuca sativa (garden lettuce), 818 nucleotides long. Its product is annotated as casparian strip membrane protein 1. The record is from RefSeq and is a predicted model, not a curated record. Lineage: Eukaryota; Viridiplantae; Streptophyta; Magnoliopsida; Asterales; Asteraceae.
AAAAAACUUUCACUAUGGAUUCAAGUCAUUCAACCAAAGAAACCGGCGAUAUCCCAAUCCCAAUCACCGAGUCAAAGUCAUCAAAAAAAACCCCUCCGGUGGCGGCAGUGUCAAGGUGGAAAAAAGCUUUUGCGGCCAAGAAAACCGCCCACCAGCCGCCAGUGUCAAGGUGGAAAAGAGCUCUCGGCAUUCUCGACUUCAUUCUAAGGAUCUGUGCCAUUGCCACCACUCUAGCGGCGGCAACCGCCAUGGGCACCACCAACCAACAGCUCCCGUUUUUCACCCAAUUCUUCCAGUUCAAAGCCGACUACACUGAUCUCCCCGCUUUCACGUUUUUUGUGAUUGGAAACGCCAUGGCUGGCGCCUACUUAGUUCUCUCAUUGCCAUUCUCUAUAGUCUGCAUCGUUCGUCCACAUAUCAUAGGAGCCAGGUUGAUGCUCCUCGUUUUUGACACGAUAGCGGUGCCUUUGAUCACUGCUGCUGCAUCUGCGGCUGCUUCCAUAGUCUACUUGGCACACAAUGGUAACUCCGAUGCAAACUGGGUGGCGAUUUGUCAACAAUUUGAUGAUUUCUGUCAGCGAGUCAGCGGAGCUGUGGUGGCUUCUUACAUUGCAGCACUGAUUUUCAUAUUUUUGGUGAUUGUUUCUGCGGUGGCUUUAAGGAGGAAGUAAGUGAAGACUGUGUGGACUACUUACAUAGUUACAUACGUACUAUGAUUGUGUUUCUUUAUGUUGUGUUCUUGUGAUCAAGAAUUGAAAGGGUGGUUCUGUAAGUUGAUGUUUGGUAUAGUAUAUGAAUCUGUUUAAUUUAAGUUGUCA